Molecule: messenger RNA, 384 nt
Organism: Symbiodinium sp. CCMP2456
Lineage: Eukaryota; Dinophyceae; Suessiales; Symbiodiniaceae
Source: the annotation of a GenBank genome assembly
AUGGUCAAGAAUUUGGAGGAAGCUUGCUCUUCUGCUGCGGAGGAUGGUUUAUGGCUAAUUUUAUGCUCUCUUCUCAUGAUGUUUGGUAGUUUGCGUUGGAAUGAUGCUCUGCAGGAAUGCCUUGGGGCAUUGUUUGCGAAGGUGUCUGUGGUGGCAAGUGGGCGCAUACGUUCCUUUCGUGAGCUGUCGCGUUUGACUUUGUCUCCGUCCAGGGACUUCUUGAUUGGUCGAUCUGGAAGUCCUAUUGGCUAUUCAAUUGCUCUUGCAAACUUCAUACGUUGUUUGGUCAAGUGUUGCGGUCUCACCUUGGCUGCAGCUGGCCUUUCCUUUAACGGAAUAGAGAUUGGGGAAGCGAUUGGGUUGCGCCCCUUUCUUGUGUGUUGA